Struthio camelus australis is the source of this 3470-nucleotide messenger RNA. The record is from RefSeq and is a predicted model, not a curated record. NCBI's taxonomy places the organism in Eukaryota, Metazoa, Chordata, Aves, Struthioniformes, Struthionidae.
GUGUCGAGUGAUGUUUGGCAGAGGUCAGCUCUCUCUUCUCUUCAGGUGCGAUGCCGCCUAAGGGGCGCGGGAGAAGCAAGCUACCUGUUCCUCUUCCAGGAGGCAUGAUCCUGAAGGACACCGAAGGAAAAGCCUGGAGGCUGGGCAGCCAGAUCGGCCAGGGAGGAUUCGGCUUAAUCUAUUUAGCUUCCCCUCAAACUCAUGUUCCUGUAGAAGAUGAUGCUGUGCAUGUAAUUAAAGUGGAAUACCUUGAAAAUGGCCCCUUGUUCUCUGAACUGAAAUUUUACCAGAGGGCUGCAAAACAAGAGAAUAUAAGAAAAUGGAUGACUCUCAAAAAAAUAAAAUGUUUAGGAAUUCCAGUGUUUUGGGGAUCAGGCUUGGUUGAAUACAAGGGCAAAAGCUAUAGAUUCAUGGUCAUGGAGAGACUGGGGGAAGACCUUCAGAGAAUCUUUGAAGAUUCUGGGAGUAGGUUUAAGAAGGAGACUGUUCUGCAACUUGGGGCACGAAUGUUGGACGCUUUGGAAUAUAUACAUGAAAAUGAAUACGUUCACGGUGACAUUAAAGCAGCAAAUCUGCUUUUGGGCUACACCAACCCACAUGAGGUUUAUCUUGCAGAUUAUGGACUUUCCUACAGAUAUUGUCCCAAUGGGAACCACAAACAGUAUCAAGAAAAUCCUAGGAAGGGCCAUAAUGGGACAAUAGAGUUUACCAGCUUAGAUGCCCACAAGGGAGUAGCCCCAUCUAGACGAGGUGACCUUGAAAUCCUUGGCUACUGCAUGCUGCAGUGGUUAUGUGGGAAACUGCCCUGGGAACAGAACCUGAAGGACCCUGUAGCUGUCCAGACUGCGAAAACAAAACUUAUGGAUGAGCUCCCACGAUCAGUGAUGGAAUGGGAUUCUUCUGGAAGCAAUUGUAGUGAAAUAUCCGAGUUUUUGGCAAGUGUGUAUGGUUUAGCUUAUGAUGAAAAGCCAAAGUAUCAAGCGCUAAAGAAAAUCCUGCUGCAUGGACUAGAGUCAAGUGGAACUCGCUACGAUGGCCCUCUGGAAUUCUCCACUGCAGGAGGCACCCUCAAUCACUGUGCUUCUGAAAUGUCGAAAGUUCGCUUACCAAAGCCUAAGCCAAAACCAGUUCAACAGAAGCAAAAAAGGAUGGACGGUGAAGAAUAUAUCUGUCAAAACAAAACCUGUACUGGGGUAACACGCAGACAAGUCCAAGAUGAAGAAAAGCCAACUAAAUUAAACACAACACUUCACCAAACAGAGCCUCAGCAGGUUCACGUACCAAAGCCUUCACCGAAACCACUACAACAGAAGCUAAACAAGAUUAAAGAUGACGACACUAACUGUCUAAGCAGGCCCUGUGCUUGGGUGACACGCCGACAACUCCAGGCUGAAGAGAAGCCAAUUAAAUUGAAUGACAUGAUUCAGCAGACUGAACUACAGAAGUCUGCUGAUCACUGCCUGGAGACUCCAGUACAAGGUAGGAGAGUGAAGCAGGAAAAACACAGCUGUACCUGAGAGCAUCAGGCAGUAAAGUGGUGAGCAGAACAGUUUUUGGAGAUGUUUUGACUGAUAGGUAGACAAACUAUGAAAAGUCUCUGGACUCCUGACACACAGUAGGAACUGAAGGUAGCAAUUAAGACUUUGUUUUUGCAUGAAGAUAUUCCAGUGCUACUUGAUAGUCCUCAGCUGGCAAAUUAAAAAAUUGAAAUUAAAAAAAAAAUAAAACACUUCUCUCAGCUUCUAAUCUCCUUCCUCCUAUAUACUUUCUACAAAAGCUACUUUAGUGUUAAGAGAGAGGUGGGUAUAGAAAGAGAGCCAUAUUUGGGUUUUCUACAGCCAGGUAGGAAAAAGAACUGAUAUGGUACUGUCCUCUGUUCCGCUUGAACAGCAAGCACGCAGCAUGGCUUGCAGAUCUUGACAGUGGAGAAUUACUUUGGGGAUUUGUGCUUCUGUCCUUGGGGGAAGGGAAAAAAAAAAGUACAUUUUGCAGAAAUGGGACCAAUCACUGGUCUAGUGUUUAGCUCAUAUUUGUGUUUUGAUUUUAUCUUUCUAAAAAAAAAGCCACUGUUUGAUAUAAUUAAUAAAUAAAUACAAUGACGAUGUAGAAUAGUUCUGUAGCACUCAUCCAAUAUUGUGCAUAAUAGGGGAGAAUUAAAAUGGAUGUCAGAUUAAAAUUAAAAAGAUAUUCAAAUCAGAAACUGGAGAAGGAAAAAAGGCCAAGAUGGUGUUCGUUUCGUAUUGCAGACUUCCUGUUUGUCCCUUUCCCAUAAUUUAGGGGAUCAGUACAAGAAAGAUACAAAGCAAAUUUUGGAGUACUGAGGGUAUGUACAUUAACAAGGGUAUUUCAUGCACAAAGGGGAAAAAGAAACAACGUUAAAUGUAGCAACAUUAAAGUACCAUAUUGCAUAAACAAAGGGAAAACAGAAAACAAAGUUUCACAUAUGUAGGUUGAGUACAGCCAUGACAACCAAGGAACAUUUCCUCCAAACUCUAGUGAAUGUAUGAUGUGGAAGAGAUGGAAGUCUUUUUGGUAGCGUUUUGAAAGAACAAAAGAGGAACUGCUAGAGUGCGCCUGUGACCUCACUGAAGGCAGGGUAAGCGUUAGCACAAGAGCUCUGGAGUGGUUGGGGACUGGAUAAUGCCAGCCUGAGAGAAGGAGUCAGCUGUACCUGCCCCAGUGACUAGACACUGUGCGUGUCACGUGUGCCCCAGAGAGCGAUUGCAAACGCUUCGGGUUAGGCAGUUGCCCAAAGAAGUUCACAGCAGCUGCCUCACUGCAGCUUAGACAAUUAGAGGGGAUGACCACUUUUGUUGCCAAUAAUAGAUAAUGCAGCGGAAGGACUGAACACAGAAUACAGAGAGAAAGUUGUGCUCUUCCCACCCUAUCUCUUAAAGGAAGCACAUCCAGAAAAACAUCACCCAGCUGGGACAAGGACAAGAUGAGAAGAAAGAAUUAGGAGUGGGUCUCCUUCAAGGCAGCAGGAAAGCAUUACAGUCUAGGUAUAAAAGAAAAUAAGCAUUUCUAUGCUGAAAAGGAAAUAUCUGAAUGAGAAGAGUAAGACAAGAAGAAUAGUACAAUUGUGAAAGACCUGACAGUUGGCAAAAUACAAGAGAGAAUAAGAAAGACACAGUAACAUGUAGAAAAGAAUGGAGAAACAAACAAAACAGAAAAGGAAAAAAAAACGUACAAGCUGCCUCUAUGCUGGACAUCAUAGUACCCUCUCUAUAAGGCAGUGCCCAUUUUCCAUUAGAGGAAAAUAAACUGACAAACCUGUAUGUCACUAACCUGAAAGGAAUAAAGCACUUCAAAAGACACAAAAUUCCUAUUAGAUAAAAACAAUUUAGAUCAUGAAUUUUCACCAAAAAGCUAUAUUGCCAGAGUUGAAAAUACAUGAGAUACAUAGUGUAAAUGAAAUCAUGGAAAUGAAAGCUAAAGUUAGAAAUUUGUCUACGGGUAAGUAGAAUGGU